UUAAUAUAAUGUGCAGCUGUUUCACUCUUUAAUAUCUUUCAUGUUUAUUCUUUACUGUGUUCGUCUGUCUUCAGUCAUCAGAGGACGUUUGUUCUGGAGGUGAUGGGGCGUCACUGCGGGUACCUGGCGGUGGUCUCUGCUCUGGCGUCGGGAGCAGACUGGCUCUUCAUCCCCGAGGCUCCUCCGGAGGACGGCUGGGAGGAUCACAUGUGUGCUCGACUCGGAGAGAGCCGCAGUAAAGGCUCUCGUCUGAACAUCGUGAUCAUCGCAGAAGGAGCCAUCGACAAACACGGCCAGCUGAUCUCCUCCAACUACGUGAAAGACCUGGUGGUUCAGCGGUUGGGUUACGACACGCGGGUCACCGUCCUGGGUCACGUUCAACGAGGAGGAACGCCGUCUGCCUUUGAUCGCGUUCUGAGCAGUAAGAUGGGUGUGGAGGCGGUGGUGGCUCUGCUGGAGGCGACCCCUGAGACCCCGGCCUGUGUGAUCGGUCUCUCUGGGAAUCAGGCCAUGCGUCUGCCGCUCAUGGAGUGUGUGAACAUGACGAAAGAGGUUCAGAAAGCUAUGAACGAGAAGAGGUUUGAGGAGGCCAUCCAGCUGCGUGGAAAGAGUUUUGAGAACAACUGGAACACGUACAAGCUGUUAGCUCACCAGAAGCCAGCUCUGUCCAAGAGCAAUCACUCGAUGGCGAUCCUGAACGUGGGUGCUCCGGCCGCAGGGAUGAACGCCGCUGUGAGGUCCGCGGUUCGAGUCGGGCUCGCUCAGGGUCACAGGGUCUACACGGUCCACGACGGCUUCGAGGGUCUGGCCAAAGAUGCGGUGGCUGAGGUUCACUGGCAUGAUGUGGCUGGAUGGACGGGGCAGGGAGGAUCACUGCUGGGCACCAAACGAACUCUUCCAAACUCCUGCAUGGAGAACAUUGUCACCAAUAUCGGAAAAUACAACAUCCAGUCACUGCUGGUGAUUGGUGGAUUUGAGGCGUAUGAAGGAGUUCUUCAGCUGGUUGAGGCUCGAGGUCGUUAUGAUGAGCUGUGUAUCCCUAUGUGUGUGAUUCCUGCCACCAUCAGCAACAACGUGCCAGGCACAGACUUCAGUUUGGGAGCAGACACGGCUGUGAACGCUGCCAUGGAGAGUUGUGAUAAAAUCAAGCAGUCUGCGUCUGGAACCAAGCGGCGCGUCUUCAUCGUGGAGACCAUGGGCGGAUACUGCGGUUACCUAGCAACCACCACCGGCAUCGCCGUGGGAGCAGACGCCGUCUACAUCUUUGAGGAGUCGUUCAACAUCCGCGAGCUGGAGACGAACGUGGAGCAUCUGACGGAAAAAAUGAAGAAUGAUAUUCAGAGAGGUCUAGUGUUGAGGAAUGAGAAGUGUCACAAGCACUACACCACUGACUUCAUCUACAAUCUGUACUCGGCCGAGGGCAGAGGUGUGUUCGACUGCAGGGUCAAUGUCCUGGGUCACCUGCAGCAGGGCGGCGUUCCCACUUCGUUUGACAGGAACUUUGGCACCAAGCUGGGAGUGAAGUCGGUUCUGUGGCUCACAGAGAAGAUGAACGACACGUACAGACAGGGCCGUGUGUUUGCGAACGCUCCUGAUACGGCCUGCGUGAUCGGCAUGAAGAAGAAGGUGAUGUCGUUCAGCCCCGUCACUGAACUCAAAGCACACACCGACUUUGAACACCGGAUGCCGAAGGAGCAGUGGUGGCUCAAUCUGCGUCCCAUGUUGAAGAUGUUGGCCAAAUAUCAGACCAGUUUUGACGAGUACGUGACCGGAGAGAUCGAGCAUGUGACGCGCCGCUCGCUCAGCGUGGAGACGGGCUUCUGAUCUUCAUCAUCUUCUUCAUCAUCACACAUUAACCUCUGAGCCCUAGAGUCCUCUCUCAUCCUCGCUGUGUUCUGCGGUGCCUUUGUCUUGUAUUUAUUAGUUUCUAACCACUGAUCUGUUGUAAUAUUUUCUUCAUGUUAGUCUUUAUAGUUCAGUGAUUGUGAGGAGUUAGAUUUUUGGACACAGUCUUAUCUCUGUUGACUGAUUUAGUUUUUCUGGCUGUCGUUUGAUCCGCUCUGAUUAUAUUUGUGUAUAAUCUUGUUUUCUGUAACUAUUUUGGCUGUCGUUUGUUUCUUUAUUCCAGAAUUGUUGAUGUGU
Molecule: messenger RNA, 2142 nt
Organism: Puntigrus tetrazona (Sumatra barb)
Lineage: Eukaryota; Metazoa; Chordata; Actinopteri; Cypriniformes; Cyprinidae
Product: ATP-dependent 6-phosphofructokinase, liver type-like
Exons: 17
Coding region: 103-1824 (573 amino acids)
Biological process (GO): fructose 6-phosphate metabolic process; canonical glycolysis; fructose 1,6-bisphosphate metabolic process
Cellular component (GO): membrane; cytoplasm; 6-phosphofructokinase complex
Molecular function (GO): AMP binding; fructose-6-phosphate binding; identical protein binding
Source: RefSeq, a predicted model, not a curated record